AUGUCUACUUCUAGUACAAAUUCGCCAUUCAGAAUCCGCGAGGCGGACCUGAGAGAGUUGGAGCGCAACGAGGAGUUCACGGUCUUGCGCCAACGUCUCGAACGAAUUGAGCAGGAGACGGGUACACUGAGCUUCUGCCCCUUCCACCAGCAGUCAUGUUCCCCGGAGGAAUUGUCCGCCUUUCGACUGCACCGUGACAUCCUCCAUGCUAUUUUCGCGCCUCUAUUCAAGAUCCAUAAAUAUGCCACACAAGUUGCCUCGCACCGUCUGCAGGAUCGGAAAUCUGCGGAUGCAGAACUUGCUUUUCGCGGCGAUGCGCGCAGUGCCUAUUCCUGGCUGAAUUGUUUCCUCGCAGAAGAGCACGACUGGUGCUCCACCCAGGGAUGUCCUGCGUGUGUGGUGUUGUAUGUGCUGGAUUCGGAACCGACCAUCCGUAUUACCGCUGUCGCCUGUCUGCUCUCAGAUUAUAUUCAAGAGACGGUAGUUCCUGACGCCAAGCGUCGACUGCUGUCCUUUGAUUUCUGGUUAGGCGCAGUAGAGACUGCCGUCCGUGAAGACCAAUUCUGGGGGGAUGCCUUUUGGCCAGAGAUUGAGUACCGAGCAUGGGCACUGGAGAAUGGCAUUAAGCAGCUAAUAUCUCAAUGUCUCGAAUUGAGAGACCACAAAGAAGUGCACAUGGACAGACUGCACCCCGGCUGCACCACCAGCUGCGUCGCUGCGCGCGGGCCCUGUCGUUACCACGUGCGGACCAUUGCACUGCAGCCUUCCAGUAUGGCUCGACGGCAAUUGAGGAUGACCAGAGAAGAACAAGAGUGGAUAUCGAGGGCGGUUGUCUCGUACUGGCGGUUGCUGUGUCGAAACGGCCAGAGACUCAAGCCGCUGGAGCUCACUAUGCAUUCACCCCGACCAACUUUCCCCAGAACUCGAUCAUUGACGUCUUGA
Molecule: messenger RNA, 942 nt
Organism: Paecilomyces variotii
Lineage: Eukaryota; Fungi; Ascomycota; Eurotiomycetes; Eurotiales; Thermoascaceae
Exons: 2
Coding region: 1-942 (313 amino acids)
Source: RefSeq, a predicted model, not a curated record